Messenger RNA from Leucoraja erinaceus (little skate), 3172 nucleotides. RefSeq names its product band 4.1-like protein 1. The transcript has 22 exons. Gene Ontology annotation, biological process: cortical actin cytoskeleton organization. Gene Ontology annotation, cellular component: cytoskeleton; plasma membrane. The record is from RefSeq and is a predicted model, not a curated record. Gene Ontology annotation, molecular function: actin binding; structural molecule activity. NCBI's taxonomy places the organism in Eukaryota, Metazoa, Chordata, Chondrichthyes, Rajiformes, Rajidae. The coding region runs from base 142 to 2898 and encodes 918 amino acids.
CCCUCUCUCCCUCCCUCUCUCCAGCAGCGGGUCUGUGUCUGUCUGUCUGUCUGUCACGGACAAGGAGCUGCCGCCGGAUCGCGGAUCAGUCCCGGAGCAGCGCGGGCUCCAUCUAUGCCGCUUGCAGGAUAACUUGUAACUAUGACAACAGAAUGUGUGGCGGAUCCUGAGUUAACGAAUGUUGAGCAGCGGUCCCCUGUGGAGGAGCAGCCCCUGGUCCAGCCGGAGAUGGCAGAUAAUAGAGAACAGCUGCACAACGAGCCCAACAACAAGCAGGAACAGAACUCUGAGAAGGAUCAGAAAGCCAAGAGCAUUCCUCGCGUCGAGGAACCGGACGCUGGUGAAACAGACGAGGACAAAACCUCGGAGAGGACCACUCCUGGCAGGACUCCCAAAUCACCAAUGAAAGGAUCAAAGAAGCAAAAGGCCAUGGGCUGCAAGGUGACGCUUCUGGACGGCACGGAGUUUGAGUGUGAGGUGGAGAAGCGAGCCAAAGGCCAACUUCUCUUUGAUCUUGUGUGUGAGCACCUCAACCUGCUGGAGAAGGAUUACUACGGCCUGACCUUCUGCGACUCCGACAGUCAGAAGAACUGGCUCGACCCGUCAAAAGAUAUAAAGAAACAAAUUCGAAGUGGCCCAUGGCAUCUUGCAUUCACUGUGAAGUUCUACCCACCAGACCCGACAGAACUGUCUGAAGAUAUCACAAGGUAUUACCUUUGCCUGCAGCUGAGGGAUGAUAUCAUCUCUGGACGACUGCCGUGUUCCUUUGUCACGCACGCACUGCUGGGCUCGUACACGGUGCAGGCUGAGCUGGGGGACUAUGACCCAGAGGAGCACGGCCCAGACUACGUGACUGAGAUCCGCUUUGCACCAAAUCAGACAAAGGAGCUGGAGGAGAGGGUGGUGGAACUGCACAAGUCCUACAGGGGGCUAACGCCAGGAGAAGCAGAGAUGAACUUUCUGGAAAAUGCCAAGAAGCUGUCGAUGUACGGAGUGGACUUGCACCAUGCCAAGGACUCGGAGGGCAUUGAUAUCAUGCUUGGCGUUUGUGCGAAUGGACUUCUCAUCUACCGGGACCGACUCAGAAUAAACAGGUUCGCCUGGCCCAAGAUCCUCAAGAUUUCGUACAAAAGGAGCAACUUCUACAUUAAAAUCAGACCCGGAGAGUACGAACAGUUUGAAAGUACCAUCGGCUUCAAGCUCCCGAACCACCGCGCUGCCAAACGACUGUGGAAAGUGUGCAUCGAACACCACACCUUCUUCAGACUUGUGUCUCCAGAGCCUCCACCAAAGGGUUUCCUGGUGAUGGGCUCCAAGUUUCGUUACAGUGGCCGUACACAGGCACAAACACGGCAGGCCAGUGCCUUGAUUGACCGCCCCGCGCCCUACUUUGACCGGUCUUCCAGCAAACGAUACACAAUGUCACGGAGUCUGGAUGGAGAGUUUUUCCGUCCAGCUUCAGUCGGGGAGAACCAUGAGGGCCUCCUGAAGGAAUUGAUCAACAACACCAGUGAAACAUCGAGGACAGAAACUCCCGACACCAUACAGUCGGACAGCAAGAAAUCCUCGCAGAAAUCCGAGAAAGCCGACGAAGUCACAACGCCGACCAAAAUAAAAGAAAUGAAGAUGGAACGAGAGGAUGAGCCGCGACUUAGGCAAGAGUUCCUAGAUAAACCAGAAGAUGUCCUGAUGAAACACCAAGCCAAUAUCAAUGAACUGAAACGGACAUUGCAGGAGUCGACCAGCAUUAAGAUAAACCACAGUGACCGGGAAAGGAAGUUAACAACCUCUCCGUCAAAGGCUAAAGACAAGGAGCCGGAGGGAUUGGAGAAGCUGGUAGAGAGUAAACCUGGAGCCCAUGAAACCAGCGGUGAAGACAAAGAUACCAAGCCACCUCGAGAAGCUUCCAGAUCUCCAGGGAGGAGCUCAGUGAAAGGGCAUGUGUCAGAAGAUGCAGUUGUGACAGCACUUCCACCACAGAGCACGGAGGCACGACUGGAUCUGAAGCGGGGUUCAGUGCUGGCCGCACAGGAAUCUGAAGAAGCGAUGGAGCAGAUGCAGGAGCUGGCGGCCCAGAGUGUGGUUGUGGACCUCAUGCAUCCCAGUGACCACACAAACUCCGCACCACCUGCUGAAGGCCAGGUGUUGUCAGCACCUGAACAAACUGACGGACAGGUGGAAGAGAAGCUCCCAACGCAAACUAAGGUGACAAAACCAGAAGGAAGUGACAGUACUGUGUCUGAGACCAGUACUCCAAGUACCAAAAGUACUCCAAGUACCAAAAGUACUCCAAGUACCAAAAGUACUCCAAGUACUAAAAGUACUGACGAGCAGCCCACUCCGGAAGAUGGAGCGGACCAGCAUAAUGGCCAAGAGGCUGAAGAUAGCCAAGCAAAGCCUCAACUGGAGGAUGUUCAGAAAGCAACAGCUGGACUGCCAAGUGAUGUACCUACUGGACCAAUGGAAACAUCCUCCAAAGAAACUGUUGUACCAUUGGACAUCAAAACCCCCACCAAAACCACACAGAUGAACAACAGUCCAGAUUCGGGACAUGAAGUUGUAACGAGCUGUGAGAGUGUGGAGCCAGUAACGCCACCAGUACCAGCUGUGGACGGUGGCGCGGUGGCGGUCAGCGGCUCUCAGUCCGUUACAUCAGAAACUAUAUCCACGUCAACCACAACUCAUAUCACCAAGUCGGUGAAAGGAGGAUUCUCUGAGACCAGGAUUGAGAAGAGAAUCAUCAUCACAGGAGAUGCAGAUGUGGAUCAAGACCAGGCUCUAGCACUAGCCAUCAAGGAGGUGAGGCAGCAACAUCCAGACAUGCUGGUGACCAAGGCCGUGGUGUAUAAAGAGUCCGAGUCAGAAUCAGAGCAGAACACCAAGGAACCAAAGGAGUAACAUGGUGGCAGUAUGACCACCACAUCAGGGGUAGACAUGGAAUCAUUCUGUUGCUCGAUACGACGGGGAAACUCUGCUACCUUCUAACUUCACACAGAAGAAACAGCAAAGAAUAUCAUUAUUAAUAUAAACAGAAAUAUAUACCUGCUACGCAAAAAUAAAUUCCAGAUCUUAUCACCGCCAAGAAAGUAGAACAUUUGCAAGUCCAGAAAACGCAUGUUGACAGGAAUGUAAACAUAAAAUAGAACUUGUAAACCCCCACCCCCCCACUCCC